AAGUGGCUUUCCGUGAUGGAACACAAAUCUACACCUCCAUAAUUAAAUUUCUUCUUUUCCCAAACGAUUUUUGCUAAAACAAAUAAUAGUGGUUUGAACAGCGUGAGAUGACCGUUUCCCUCACGCGUCUCUUGUCUUCUCCCUAUAAAACCAAGCAAGACUCCAUUCGCACGCACCUCGAUCACACACUCUUCUCCCCGGUUCUUCUCGAGCUCACGUCACCACGACCCGGGCGCGUCAUGGCCGACCGCGUCCACCCCAUCCCGGCGCCGCCACAUCCCGCGUCCCCUCUGCCGCCGCCGGACCAGGAGGACGCGGCGGCCACGGAGACCACACCUCUCCACCCGACCUUCUACGGCCCGCCGGCGCCGCCGCCCGGGACGUACAUCGUCCAGAUUCCCAAGGACCAGGUCCUCCGCGUGCCGCCCCCCGACCGGGCCCGCCGGUACAAGAGCCUCGCGGAGCGUCCGGUCCGGCGCCGUCGCCUGCGCCGCGCCUGCUUUGGCGCCUGCGGGGCCGUGCUCUUCCUUGCUAUCUCCGCCGCCGUGUUCGUGGGCGCUGUGUACCUCGUCUUCCGCCCCCGCGCGCCCGCCUUCUCCGUCGCCUCCCUCUCCAUCCGUGGCCUUGACGCGGUCGCCCCUUCGCUCUCCCCGGAGCUCGACGUCACCUUGCGCGCGGACAACGGCGCGAACAAGAAGGUCGGCGUCGACUACCGCGGCGCCGGUGAGGUGGCAGUCUCCUACUCCGGUGUGCGUCUUGCGGCCGGCCAGUGGCCGGCGUUCCACCAGGCGCCGAGGAACGUGACGGUGUACUCCACGACGCUGAGGGGGACCGGCGUGAGCUUCAGCGACGAGCAGAGGAAGCAGCUGGCAGCGGAGCAGGCGGCGCGCGCGUUGCCGCUGACGGUGGAGGCGCGGCUGCCCGUGAGGCUGCGGUUCGGGAAGGUGCUGCGGACGUGGACGGUGGACGUGAAGGCGACGUGCCAGGUGACGGUUGACAAGCUGGCCGGCGAGGCGGCGGCGGCCAACAGAGGAUGCCGGGUCAAGGUCAGGCCGUUCUUGUGGUGGUGGUGGUGACUGGUGGCCGGGGCCGGCGACGGCGCCGGCGCCGCUUGUGGUUUUCAAUGUGCCAACGGCUAGCAGUAGCAACAGCGGCCGAGCAUUAACUGCGAAGUUAUUUGACGGUGGGGUGAAUUGAAUUUUGUAAAUUUCAGGCAUGUUUCUUGUGGUGUGGUUUCAAUUGUUUGAUUUGAGGAAAUACACUAUCAUUCUCAGA
This is a messenger RNA of Hordeum vulgare subsp. vulgare (domesticated barley), 1275 nucleotides long. RefSeq names its product NDR1/HIN1-like protein 13. Bases 108 to 1076 code for a protein of 322 amino acids. The transcript has a single exon. Lineage: Eukaryota; Viridiplantae; Streptophyta; Magnoliopsida; Poales; Poaceae. Gene Ontology annotation, cellular component: plasma membrane. The record is from RefSeq and is a predicted model, not a curated record.